Apaloderma vittatum (bar-tailed trogon) is the source of this 1043-nucleotide messenger RNA. It is a transcript of the gene ZCCHC7, whose product is annotated as zinc finger, CCHC domain containing 7. NCBI's taxonomy places the organism in Eukaryota, Metazoa, Chordata, Aves, Trogoniformes, Trogonidae. The annotation marks the transcript as partial. The record is from RefSeq and is a predicted model, not a curated record. The transcript has 7 exons. Gene Ontology annotation, molecular function: nucleic acid binding; zinc ion binding.
GAGAAGUUGAUGUGGACUGGUCCAUCUGUAAUAAAGACUUAGAGGCACAGAUCUCCAACUAUGCAAGUGUGAGGCAUUCCAGUAUGCGGUACUACACAGCUGAUAAAAAUGUUACCUGUAGAAAUUGUGGUAGAACGGGUCAUUUGUCCAAGAACUGUCCUACUCCAAAGAAAGUUCCACCUUGCUGCCUGUGCUCAGAAAGAGGUCAUCUACAAAACAAUUGCCCAGCACGUUUUUGCCUGAACUGCUGUUUGCCUGGCCACUAUUUCAGGGAAUGUCUGGAGAGAGCCUAUUGGAAUAAACACUGCAAUCGCUGUCAUAUGAAAGGUCAUUAUGCUGAUGCUUGCCCAGAAAUAUGGAGGCAGUAUCACCUAACAACUAAGCCAGGACCAAUCAAGGCAAGGAGUUCUCGCUUCAAGCCCUCUGCUUCAGCGUACUGCUACAACUGCUCCCAGAAAGGACAUUUUGGAUACGAGUGCUCGGAAAAGCGGAUGCAUGGAAGCAUGUUGCCUGCAUCUCCAUUUAUCUACUGCUACGAUGAUGAAUAUGAGGUGAAGAAAAGAGCAAACAGAUUAAAAAGAAAGGUUGCAGAACUACAGGAAGCCGGCCUUCUGCCAGAGCAGUCAGAGGCACCGUGGCAGGACGAAAAACAGGGGGGGCACAGCCAUAAGAAAAAGAGCAAGCCUGAGAAAGAAUAUGAGCAGCGUCACAAAGAUGGCAAGUGUCACAAAAAGAUGAAGAAGAGGUCCCAGGCAGAGAAAUACAGAGAAGAGAAACACAGAAGAGAUGUUGAAGUCAGCCACAACCUGGGGGAGGACUUCCCUAGAGGGUGUAAAAGGCAGGCGUGGAAGCGCAGCAAAAUCUAUCACAAGUCCAUAGUCCAGGCAUCCUCAGGCAGCAAGGCUGCCUAUGUGCAGGAGCAUCUGGAAAGUGCUAAAAGGAAGAAGAAAUGGAAGAAGCAGGAAGACACUAGUCCUGAUAUCGGUGAUAAUUUAUUCUUCAUAAAACAGAGGAGGAAGAAGUCCAAACGGAAGUCUUGGUGA